AUAAAUUUUGUGAAUUUUGCCGAUGAUUUUAAUAAUAAUUGAAUUUUUUUCAAUUAAAAGAAAAAAAAAAUGAAAAUAAUUAUUAAUUUUCAUUCACAAUUUUCACACAAAAUCUGACAUAUUUUUAUAGAUUAUGUUUUUAAUUUGUUUUCUAAAAAUUCACGUGUUUUCCAUCUCUGAAUGUUACCUGUUUUUUGAAUAUGGAACACGCGAUUUAUUUGAUUAGAAAUUUUUUUUUUUUAUUUUAAUUUUAAUCAGAAUUAAAAGGCUCUUGUAUUUAUGAAUUUUAUUCUUACAGUUAGAAUUAGAAUGCUAGAAUAUAACCUUAAAUUUUGACAUGUUGUUUUGUUGACAUUUUUCGUUGAAAUCUGUGGACUUCAGGAUGUCUUAUUAUUUAUAUAUAUUUUAAUUCCUCGAUAUAGAUAUAUAUAUAUAUUUUCUAGCGCGACAUAUUAGUAUUAAUAUUAUAAUAAAUAUAUUAAUAUAAUUAUUGACAUUAAUGUUAUUAUUGAAAUAAUAAACAUUGAAUUUAAUAAUGAUAAUAAUAUAAUAUAAAGCAAUGACAACGUAUUAUAAAUUAUAUAUUGUUACAAUGCCAAAAAAAAGUGAAGAAAAGUAGUGCCAAAUGCAAUAAUAAAUUAUAAACAAGUGCAAAAAGGAAAUAUUCGCAUAAUAUCAAUUACACAUGAAAUUUUUGAUGAGAAAUUAUAAAAAUUUGAAAUUGAUUUAUUGAUUCUCAUAUAUGGAAGUCAAGAUCUUUAUCAAAUCACAAUGGCUUAUGCUUAUUGGAAAAGUGGAAAAAUGCAUGAUUAUGGUGUUUUCGAUUUAUUUUUUCGAAAAAAUCCUUUUCAUGGAGAAUUCACAGUUUUUGCUGGACUAGAAGAAUGUCUCAAAUUUCUUGGCAGUUUUCAUUAUUCUGACAGUGAUAUUGACUAUUUGAGAACUACAAUGCCAGACUGUGUAGAGCCAGAAUUCUUUGAAUAUUUAAAAAAUCUUACAACUGAUGAUGUUAGUUUAUACGCAAUUGAAGAAGGCUCUAUCGUUUUUCCAAGGGUACCACUUCUAAGAGUAGAGGGUCCAUUGAUAAUUAUUCAGCUGUUGGAAACGACAUUUUUAACUCUUGUCAACUAUGCAAGUUUGGUGGCAACAAAUGCAUCUCGAUAUAGAAUGGUAGCGGGAAAAAAUGUAACUUUAAUGGAAUUUGGUCUCAGAAGGGCACAAGGACCAGACGGAGGACUCAGUGCUUCCAAAUAUAGUUAUAUUGGUGGUUUCGACGGUACCAGCAAUGUAUUGGCAGGAAAAUUAUUUGCAAUUCCCGUCUAUGGAACUCACGCUCAUGCAUAUAUUACAUCGUUUAACGGCAAAGAUGAUUUGCAAAAUAGAACACUUGCUCAUAAAGAGACAGGUCAAAUGAAGGAUUUAUUAGCUGCUUCGUGUAAAUAUCGAAAAAACAUUGCUGCCGAUUUGGAAGCAUUGGAAUUGGAAGCAUCCGAUGGAGAAUUGGCGGCUCUUGUCAGCUAUGCGAUUGCAUUUCCAGAUGGAUUUAUGGCUCUAGUCGACACUUACGACGUCAAAAGCGUAGAGGCACCGUUCAAGAGAAAGGCGCAAAUUGAGAGCCUUGUCGUUAAGAAUAAGCUUCUAAAUAAAGGGCCCAAUAAUAAGGCACUGCAAAACAGUAGUAGUGCGAGUGGCAACCCAAACAAAAGUGACUCAACAUCAUCUAACAAGAAUGGCUUUUUAAAAAGAAGCGAAUUGGGUGAGCUUUAUGUGAGAAGUGGUCUUCUCAAUUUCUGCGCGGUGGCACUUGCUUUAAAUGAUUUGGGCUACAGGGCAAUUGGAAUAAGAAUUGACAGCGGUGAUCUUGCAUAUCUCAGUCAAGAAGCUAGGGAAUCGUUUGAAAAAAUUGCCGAAAAAUACAAUAUUCCCUGGUUUGCACAAAUGACAAUUGUCGCAUCAAAUGAUAUCAAUGAAGAAACUAUAAUUAGCCUAAAUGAACAGAAUCACAAAAUUAACAGCUUUGGAAUUGGAACACAUUUAGUGACAUGCCAACGACAACCAGCUCUUGGUUGUGUCUAUAAAAUGGUGGAAAUUAAUAAAUUGCCGAGAAUAAAACUCAGUCAGGAAGUUGAUAAGGUUACAAUGCCAGGUAGAAAGAAUGCUUUUCGUUUAUAUGGUGCUGAUGGUCAUGCACUUGUGGAUUUACUUCAAAGGUAUGACGAGGAUACGCCACAAGUUGGACAAAAGGUCCUUUGUCGACAUCCUUUUCAAGAGUCAAAGAGAGCAUAUGUUACUCCAACAAGAGUUGAAGUUCUACACAAAUUAUACUGGAAGGAUGGUAAAUUGUGUCGACCUUUGCCAACUUUACAAGAAACACGACAAAGAGUACAAGAAUCAUUAAAAACUUUACGCAGUGAUCAUAAGAGGAGUUUAAAUCCAACACCUUAUAAAGUAGCCGUAAGUGAUAAAUUGUACCACUUUAUUCAUGAUUUAUGGUUGCAAAAUGCACCAAUUGGACAAUUAUCAUGAAGAUGAAAUGAUGAGGAAUUUAAUAAAGUGAAUCAAUGUUCACUUACUGUAUGGAUAGAUCAGUAUUUGAAGUGAAGAGGAAAAUAGAAAUUUGACAGUAAAUCAAAGUUCAUUUACUGGGUGCAAUAAAAUUUUCGACAGAAAUAAAAUAUAUAUAGGUGGGUGAUUAAAAUUUAAAAUAUCGUUUUUGAAUCCUGCCAAAAAAAAACUAGAAUAUUAAUUAAAAUAUCUUUUUUUUUUUUUAGUCAAUUUUCAUAAUCACUUGUUCUACUUAAAUUCAAAAUUUUAAUUAAAAAAUAUAAUUCUUCUUUCUUAAAACGAAAAAAUGUGUCCCAUCAAUUAUUAUAAUUAUUUUUUUCUCCAGUUUGGUAAAUUUUUAAUUCCUUUUUUUAUGUUAAUGAAAUUUUUGACACAGAAUUUUUUAUUCAUAUAUUCAUGUAAUUUUCAUCAUUUAAAAAAAACAAUUGUCCCCUAAUUUUCUUAAAUGUCAUCUUGCUCUUUAAAACAAUUUAUUAUAAAACUUAAAAAAAAACAAAAUUAAAAAAAAAUUUAAACAAUUUUAAAUUUAAUUUAAAUUUAUUAUUAAAAAAAUUUUUUUUAAUUAAACAAUUAAUUCGUGUUUGUUAACUUAAAAAAAAACUUUAAAUUCCAUCAUUAAGUCAACAUUUGUAGAUACCAAAAACGACUUUUUAAUUACCCAAAUAUAUAUACAUAUAUAAAAUAUUGCUGGGCUUGUCGAUUUUUGACAUAAUAUAUAUGUAAAAAUAUAUUUUUCUCUCGGCAUUCAGUUAAUUUUUUUUUUUUUCUUGAAAAUGUUUGCCGAUUUCACUGCAAAAUUAAUGUUUGCAGUAUUGUUACUAACUCUGCAAUUUUUUUGAGAGCAGAUAUCUUACACACGUAUAGUACAAAUAAUGUCGUUAUUGUGUAGGAAUUAUAAUAUAUUUCGUUAACGUUCCGUUUUGAAAGACGAUGACGUAAAUUUUAUUGAAUUGUGCGAGCAGAGGGGCCUUAAAAAAAAAACGUAACAAAGAAAACAAAAUAAUAAUAAUCUUCGAUAAAAGACCAGUAAAUAGAUUCAUCAAUAAUUAGAUUCUAGUAUCUAUAAAUUAGAAAUAAAUGUUUCACUACGAAAAAAAAAAAAAAUUAUAGAGGAAAAAAAGUAUAACUUUUAACAUAAUAUAUAUUGUAAUUAUCAAAUGCAUUAAAAGUGAAAGUAUUUUCGCACUUUAGUUACAGAAUUGAUAUACGCUUUCAACCAUUUUUUUUUAUUUAUUUAAAUUAAUUUCAUUAAUUUUAAAUAAUAUUCUUUUGGGAAGAGUAGAACUUGUUUUUUUUUCAUUUAGGAGAAAUUAAUUUCGUUUAGUAAACAAUAACAGAUCUAGUAUUUUGUCAUGGAUUUUUUUUUCAAAAAAAAAAAAAAAAAAAAAAAAGUGGCCUGAAAAACCAUUUUCGAAGUUUUAAUAAUUUCGAAAUGUAGAAAUCGCGUAGCAAUACUGUAAUUAAUACACAAAUAAUUCACGUAAAACGAAUGUUAACGAAUAAGAUCCUAUAAUAAUUAUAUAUCAAAUUUAUUGUUCGUGUGCAAAAUUCAGAAACCUUUAACUUUCAUUAAAUGGAAUAUUAUUUUAACAUGGUGGCCAUGAAAACUGGGAAAAUAGUGUAAAUUUAUUUAUGCCUUAAAAAAAAAAAAAAAAAAUUGUAUUUUUUUUCGUUCUUAAAAUUUGAAUAUUAAAAAAUCUUCCAUUUUUCUUUUUUUUUUUUAAAUCAAAACUAGAUUUUUGAUCUAUAAUUUAGAAAAUUUUUUGACAAGAACAAUUUUAUCAAUAAUUAUGCGAAAAUAAAUUUUUUUAAAAAGAAAUAUGAAUAAAAUAAUAUUUUUCUCAAUAAACAAUAUUUUAAAAAAAAAAUCGACAAUUUUUGACAUGAAAUAAAAUUUUGAGCCUUAAAAUUAUUUGAAUCAGAAUUUUAAUAACAAAAAAAGGACAAAAUAAAAAACAGUGAAAAAUAUAUAAUGGCCACCCUGAAUAUUUCACAUAUAUUUAGAUCAUUUUAUUUAGUCAUAUUAUUUUCUAUUUUUUCCCCCAUAUUUUCAAUGAUUUAGUUUGAAAAAAAUUGGAGUUUUUUUUCAAUUAAACAUAUUAUUAUAUAUAAAAUAUCAGAAAAUAGUUUUAUAAUUAAUUUGUAUGCUUCUAUUAUACUUAUAUAAAGGAAAGGUGGACUAUAAUGGAUCAUUUCAACUAUCUGAAAAAUUAUUUUAAAAAACUCUACCAAACUUUAAAUAUAAAUGAGAUUUACGUAAUUCACCUACAUUAAAAAAUUAUUAUUUCUAAAAGUAAAAACGAAAAAAAUCGUUUUUAUUAAUUUGUAUACAUUUUGCAACAUUUUAAAAUUUUAUUUCAGGCAAAAUAAGUUUAUUUAUAAAAUGUAUAAAUAUUAUUAUUGAAAUAAUUGUUUGGUAUUUCCAAAUUCGAAAAAUUUGAAUUUUUUUUAUAUUUAAUCAUGGUAAACUCUCAAUAGAACGUAUUAUUAUUU
Messenger RNA from Leptopilina boulardi, 5058 nucleotides. RefSeq names its product nicotinate phosphoribosyltransferase (gene Naprt). The record is from RefSeq and is a predicted model, not a curated record. The transcript is spliced from 11 exons. Bases 772 to 2526 code for a protein of 584 amino acids. Gene Ontology annotation, biological process: NAD+ biosynthetic process. Lineage: Eukaryota; Metazoa; Arthropoda; Insecta; Hymenoptera; Figitidae. Gene Ontology annotation, molecular function: nicotinate phosphoribosyltransferase activity.